Molecule: messenger RNA, 985 nt
Organism: Cricetulus griseus (Chinese hamster)
Lineage: Eukaryota; Metazoa; Chordata; Mammalia; Rodentia; Cricetidae
Source: RefSeq, a predicted model, not a curated record
GGCCGCGUCUUCCGGGACUUGUGCUUUGCAGUUUCCUUCCCGACCCAGGGUGAAACUCCUGAGCCUGAGACCAGAAGUGCAUGUCAAGAUGGAAGUGAAUCCCCCGAAACAGGAGCACCUGCUGGCGCUAAAAGUGAUGCGAUUGACUAAGCCUACUUUGUUCACCAAUAUUCCUGUAACAUGUGAAGAGAAAGACUUGCCUGGUGAUCUCUUUAACCAGUUAAUGAGAGAUGAUCCUUCAACUGUAAAUGGUGCAGAGAUUUUAAUGUUGGGAGAAAUGUUGACUUUACCCCAAAAUUUCGGGAAUAUAUUUUUGGGGGAGACCUUUUCUAGUUACAUCAGUGUUCAUAAUGACAGCAAUCAAGUUGUAAAAGAUAUAUUGGUGAAGGCGGAUCUUCAGACAAGUUCUCAGCGUUUAAACCUUUCAGCCUCCAAUGCUGCUGUGGCUGAACUUAAACCUGAUUGUUGUAUUGAUGAUGUCAUACACCAUGAAGUCAAGGAAAUUGGGACACACAUAUUGGUGUGUGCUGUGAGUUACACAACUCAAGGUGGAGAAAAAAUGUACUUUAGAAAAUUCUUCAAAUUUCAGGUCCUCAAACCAUUGGAUGUGAAAACCAAAUUUUACAAUGCAGAGAGUGACCUCAGUUCUGUGACUGAUGAAGUCUUUCUUGAAGCCCAAAUUCAGAACAUUACAACCUCACCUAUGUUUAUGGAGAAAGUUUCCCUGGAGCCAUCGAUAAUGUACAAUGUAACAGAAUUAAAUUCAGUGACCCAAGCCGGGGAAUGUGUAUCUACAUUUGGAUCCAGAGGAUAUUUGCAGCCAAUGGAUACACGCCAGUACUUAUACUGCCUAAAGCCUAAGAAGGAGUUUGCAGAAAAAGCUGGCAUCAUUAAGGGAGUGACAGUCAUUGGAAAGUUGGACAUAGUGUGGAAAACAAACCUAGGUGAAAGGGGAAGAUUACAGACCAGCCAGCUUCAAAGAAUG